UGAAGGAGUAAGUCAAUUGCCCCUUCUCCAACUAACCAAUAGGAAAAUUCUUACACAAGUCCAAAAAAUAGCAUGAACUCGAUCUUCAGCUCUUACCACAAUUCUCUCAAAAAAAGAAAGGAGCCUCGAGAGUUCUCUCCUUAACUACACCCUCCUCGGCUUUAUUAUCCAAAUACUCAUCCUGAUCAAUCUCUACCAAUUCAGUCAUAACCGGCCCUUCAUCCAUACCCUCAUUCGGUCAAAUAAAACUAAAAUUAAAAUAAAUCGGUCAACUUUCCUUCUAAAGAAUAAAUAAACCAAUAGGAAAAGGGGUGGAGGAGUUAUAUUACAGAUUUACAGUCCAUAUAUACACAGAGAAUUUUGGAAACCAGAUAUGGAAAAAAAACAAUUUCAAUAGGAAAGUACCCUUUUUUUAUAGCUUUAAAAAUACUUACCUAACUUCAAUCUCUUCCUAUAAAUAAACAUUUCCAGCAAACAUCAAAAGCAUCCCAAAUUUGAAAACAAAUCUUAGUUGUUGAAGAAGUGAGGAGAAUGGUAGGCACAGGGAAGAAGAAGAUAGAGAUCAAGAAAAUCACAAAAGAGAAUUCAAGAAUGGUAACAUUCUCGAAAAGAAGGAAAGGACUUUUCAACAAAGCUAAAGAAGUCGAAUCCAUGACAGGUUCUCGUGUUGCCUCUGUUGUUUUUUCACCCACAGGAAGGCUUUCUACUUAUGGAGACGUUGAAUCUGCUAUCCAGAGGCAUUUUCCUAGCACAUCUGAUGCUGUUGUUGUUGUUUCUGAUGGAUCCUCGAGGUCGAGAUCAUCAUCCACUCCGAGAAAGAAUGGUCUCCGUAAAUGGGUGGAAGGUAUAGAUGUGAAAGGAUGUCAAAAUUUGAAUCAGCUCUUAAUGUUGAAGAAACAAUUGGAAGGAACCAGAGACAAGAUUCUUUCCAAUGAAGAUGCUGAGUCGUUUGAAGCUUUGUUUGCGUAGUAUGUAACUUAAAAUGUAUUUUAUUAUAUGUGUGCUUAUUGGAAUUUCGUUCUUUUGCUUGUAUGUACGUAUCUUACUGAGACAAUGUGAAGAAAGUGCAUCAACAAGA
Messenger RNA from Solanum dulcamara, 1078 nucleotides. Its product is annotated as MADS-box transcription factor 23-like. Gene Ontology annotation, molecular function: RNA polymerase II cis-regulatory region sequence-specific DNA binding; protein dimerization activity; DNA-binding transcription factor activity, RNA polymerase II-specific. The record is from RefSeq and is a predicted model, not a curated record. NCBI's taxonomy places the organism in Eukaryota, Viridiplantae, Streptophyta, Magnoliopsida, Solanales, Solanaceae. The transcript has a single exon. Gene Ontology annotation, biological process: regulation of transcription by RNA polymerase II. The coding region runs from base 532 to 969 and encodes 145 amino acids.